UUGAAUAAUUCAUGCUGUUUUGUAGCAAAAGCUAGGAAUGAUGCCAAAUCCGACAUACCAGGGCGGAAAUCAACUGGUGCCACAGCAGCUGCAUGCCGUCUUCCAGAAGCAUUCUGUUCAGCGAAAACUUCUCAUUCCUUCAGCAUUGCAAACUAUGAUGAUGUCUCGAAUUGUACACCCGAGCAAUUGGCAAAACUGAUAGAUCAAGCGGUGGACAUGUGCGCGCUGCGCAUUGUGUCCUCAUACGUACAGGAAGCUUAUCGACGUAUGAUUUUCACGAAGAAGGGCACCGAAGUCGUUCGCAAACGAUUAUCACAGGGCGAACAAUUUUGUUAUGUUUUCCGUUGGCUCGAUGAUCUGUUGUGUUAUGAGGAAAUGGCCUGUUCGUCUACCGAAGUUUGUUUUCAGUUUUUGCUUGCUUGCUUCUUUUGA
This is a messenger RNA of Gongylonema pulchrum, 432 nucleotides long. Lineage: Eukaryota; Metazoa; Nematoda; Chromadorea; Rhabditida; Gongylonematidae. The record is from the annotation of a GenBank genome assembly.